Molecule: messenger RNA, 2358 nt
Organism: Podospora pseudopauciseta
Lineage: Eukaryota; Fungi; Ascomycota; Sordariomycetes; Sordariales; Podosporaceae
Exons: 3
Coding region: 184-2358 (724 amino acids)
Source: RefSeq, a predicted model, not a curated record
CCGAUGAAGAAAAGGAAGAUGUGUGGUUGAGCAAGGCGGCCCAAGCGCUGGUGCCUGAACACACUCAGGUCGGUUGAAGGGGCAGGACAGCAACACAGCCCCGUUUUCUGUUCUGCCAUAUUUGGCUCCCUGUUUAUUUAGAGCCUCAACAGACACAACUUCUCUCAUCAAAUCAUUGCCGUCAUGUCACCAGUACCAGUCGGAAGCCUCUGUCAGUACUGCAAGGGCAUCAAUGUGGAAACUAUCAGCCAACCUGGUGGACAUGCACAUGCCCAUAGUCUGGCAGUUAUUCAGCAGAGCGUCCAACAAGGCUGCGCGCUUUGUGGUUGGUUCGUAACACUCACUUGGAGCAAAGAAAUCAACAACGAAAUGCGCGAAGUUGAACCGCCUACUUCUGCAGGAAGACAGUCCACAGAUCGCUUCCAUGUGCGACCCGUUGGGCCCGGAUAUCUUGGUCAAAGUCACAUUUGUUUGACCGACGAGACAGGGGAGUAUCAAACCACAGGCCUCGAGGUGUGUCGUCUUGAGGGUGACUUAGCUCCUGAUGACUGUCCAAUUCCAGUCUGCAGAGCCCUGUCAGAAACUGCCUCACCAGAAACACAAGAAACAGCUCUGUCUUGGUUGAAGCAGUGUGAAGUCGAACAUGACUGCAACAACUUGUCGAUACCUGGGCCCAACAACACCUAUGUUUUGCCCGGUCGAUUGGUAGACCUGCGGUCGUUCACACCCACGACUCCGAUCAUACGAUUGGUGGAAACUUUUGCUCUUCCUGGAAAUAUUACCAACACGCCUGGCUUCUACAGCACACUCAGCUACUGCUGGGGCAUCUCUCCCUUCUACAACACCACAUCAGCCAACCUCACCUCCUCACUCACCCAGAUCCCCUUCAACAUCCUUCCUCAAACCUUCAAGGACGCGUUUUUGAUCACCACGCAACUUGGCACUCCCUUCAUCUGGAUCGACGCCCUCUGUAUCAUCCAAAACUCUCUGCAUGACUGGGAGAUUGAGUCGGCCAAGAUGCCCUACAUUUACUCCCUUUCCAGGUUCUGCAUCGCUGCUGAUGCCACUGCCGUCGCUGAAGGCGGCUGCUUCAACAGCCACAACCACUCCCCUCAGCAUCCCCGUCGAAAGGAAGCCGCACCUCUGAUUAUCCCAUCCAUACUUGCAUCUACCUCGCAAAUCAGUCGUCUGUAUAUCUACCCCCGGCAUCACCAUUCCACCAACUCCCAAGCCCCCAUUUCCGACGCCCCCAUCUCCACCAGAGGUUGGUGCUUCCAAGAGCGAUUCCUUUCCCCUAGAACACUCCAUUACACCUCGGAGCAACUCUACUGGGAAUGCCGCCAGGACUUCAAGUCUGAGGACCUCAUCAACAAUACCCAAGGCCAGCCAUGGGGCACCAUGCCGGGCGCGCUUGCCCAACUAUACGACCCUACGUUUCGCCCCGAGCACGUCGUGAGAACGUGGUACAAGUCUAUCGUGGCGCCUUACAGCCGGAGGAGUCUGACGAAAGAAACUGAUCGACUCCCUGCCAUUGGAGGGGUGGCCAGGGUGUACGCUCACCUGCUCUCCCAAGCGGAGAAGCGGAUCAGGAACGCGGAGACACAAACCUGGGUUGAGGGGUGGGUGGAGCGUCUGAAGGUGAAGCAAUAUGAUCUGGUCGAGAAUAGCACGUACAUUGCCGGGAUAUGGGGGCAUGGGCGGAAGAGGACCAACACGUUUAGCUGGGUAUCUGUUGAUGGGCCGGUGGAGCAUUUCUAUGGAUAUAUUGAGGCGACCAGGCUGGUGAAGUGGAAUGUGCCGCUACUGAACCCUCUUGAUCCCUUUGGUGGAGUGGGCGAGUGCGAGAUCACGUUGGAGGGGAACGUUAUCGAGGGGAAACUGGGGUAUUAUCAUCAUGGUGAUGCUAAUGCAGGAGAGUGGCGGGUGUUUGUUGAUAUACCACCGGACGGCGAGCUUGACCAUGGGACAGUGGACAUCGGUAGCGUGGACAUUGACGAAGAAACAGAUGAGUUGGCUGACGUCAAAGCUUCCAAUGGGUUGGUAGUCCGGGAUGUUUGGAUCCUAGCAACCUCUAUGCGCAACACACUAGACGUUUAUGCUCUAGUUCUUGUACAAACUGUGGAAGACGAUGGCAAGGUCAGAUACCAGAGGUUGGGACUUCUGUGGAUCAAGUCUCCGGGCCGGAUGCCAGUGGCUGGCCGAGCUCCGAGACAUACAUAUAGAGGGGUGACUUGCCGGAAUACCUGUCCGCUGUGCUCUUCCAUGGUCGACUCUCACGGGAAAGAGUUUCACUACAAGACGCUGGCGUUGUUGCAAAUGAACCGUGACGAGGCUUUUCAGCAGAUUGUCAUUGUGUAG